Messenger RNA from Bipolaris maydis ATCC 48331, 636 nucleotides. RefSeq names its product emp24/gp25L/p24 family/GOLD-domain-containing protein. NCBI's taxonomy places the organism in Eukaryota, Fungi, Ascomycota, Dothideomycetes, Pleosporales, Pleosporaceae. Gene Ontology annotation, cellular component: Golgi apparatus; endoplasmic reticulum-Golgi intermediate compartment; endoplasmic reticulum. Gene Ontology annotation, biological process: protein retention in ER lumen; Golgi organization; intracellular protein transport. The record is from RefSeq and is a predicted model, not a curated record.
AUGCGCGGGUUUCUUACGCUACUCAGCGUUAUGCUGACCUACACCACUGCGGUGUAUGCUACCGCCCUCACCUACAAAAUGGAUGCGCACGAAGUAGCCUGCUUCUUCGCAACCACUGUGAACAAGGGGACUAAGCUGGCCUUUUACUUCGCUGUACAAUCCGGUGGUUCGUUCGAUAUCGACUACAAAGUCACUGGUCCUGGGGACAAAAUCAUCAUCGAUGGUACAAAGGAGCGUCAGGGUGACUUUGUCUUCACCGCGAAUGAUGUUGGAGAGUACAAAUUCUGUUUCAGCAACGAGAUGAGCACAUUUGCGGAAAAGGUGGUGGAUUUUGAGAUUGCCGUCGAGAACGAAGCCGCCCGCGCCAAGAUUCCUUCCAAGCAGGGCUCCUCUCCUGAGCAGACCUCCGUAAUCGAAGAGUCUAUUCUCAAGCUUUCAGCCCAACUCUCAACCAUUUCGCGCAACCAAAAGUACUUCCGCACGCGCGAGAACCGCAACUUUAGCACCGUCAAGAGCACCGAGAAGAGGAUAUUCAACUUCAGUCUGAUGGAGUCGGGUCUGAUUGUGACCAUGGCAGCUCUCCAGGUCUUCAUUGUCCGAUUCUUCUUCCAGGGUGCUAGGAAAGGUAUUAUAUGA